Messenger RNA from Mesorhabditis spiculigera, 414 nucleotides. The record is from the annotation of a GenBank genome assembly. Lineage: Eukaryota; Metazoa; Nematoda; Chromadorea; Rhabditida; Rhabditidae.
AUGUUGUCAUCAACUACGGAUCCUCCUUUGCCAACUUUAGAGGGACAGAAGAUCAACCAUUUUUAUUGCGGACGAGAGAAUUCACGAAAUUCCGAGGAAUACGAAUUUGCGCUUGGCUCGAUCAGCUGCUACGCAAAUUUGCAAGGAUACGCGAUGCAAGUGCUCAACUUGGCCGAGGAACCGGGCUUGGCCCAGAAAUGCCCGCAAAAAGACUUCAUGUUCCGGCGUCACUGCGCGCUGGCCGAGUUUUUGGCGGCCAGCCAAUACGGAUGGGCCCUGUUUCUCGAUGCGGAUAUUGGCGUCGUCAACCCACUGCAUCGCCUCGAAAACUAUACGUUAACUGAGGACCUCAAUCUCGUCUUCUACAAUCGUUUCUACAACGACGAGGUGGCCAGCGGCAGUUAUAUCGUACGG